GUGCCGCAGCCUGCCGGCCCCCCGGAAUCUCCUGGGGCCUAAGCGCCACCCGCCCCUCGCGCCCUUCUGGUCUUGUUCGGGCUUUUGCAUCCUCCGCUCUGGUCGCCUUUAAGGCGGAGAGGCCCUCCCGUCCCCGAGGCUGAAGCGCUCCAGAAUCCCCGGGGAAGGCAGGGCUCCCCUUUUUGCGCCAGCCCCGCUCCACGUGGAGAGGCGCGCGCAAAGGGAGGAAAGUUGCGCGAGCUGCGCUCCGGCAGGAUCGCUGGGUGUGUGUGGGUCUGUCUGUCUUUCUCCCGGCAGCUCGCCUCCCCCCAAACACCCAGAGGGGGAGGAGAAGGAGCGAGGGAAGGAGAGGAGGGAGGCGGCGGAGGGCUGAGCCGGACAGCCCGGCAACAUCUGCAAAACUUGGAGGAGAGGCGGGAGGAGGCAGAGGAAGCGGCAGACUCGGGGCAACUUUUCGGAACACGUAUUAGUGUGAAGAGAGCUGAAGUAAUGAGAAGUCAUCAUGGAAGCCCAGUCCCAUAGCUCUACGGCGGGUGAGAAGAAAAAAGUUGAGAAUCCUAUAGUGAAAUGCUCCACUCGAACAGAUGUCAGUGAGAAAGCCGUUGCCUCCAGCACAACAUCCAAUGAGGAUGAAAGUCCUGGGCAGACCUAUCACAGAGAGAGAAGAAACGCAAUCACAAUGCAGCCACAGGGCGGGCAAGGCCUCAGUAAAAUCAGCGAGGAGCCUUCGACAUCCAGCGAGGAAAGGGCCUCAUUAAUCAAGAAGGAGAUACAUGGAUCUAUACCCCACCUUCCUGAACCAUCCGUACCUUACCGCGGGACAGUCUUUGCCAUGGACCCCAGGAACGGCUAUAUGGAUCCUCCUUACCAUUCGGCCCCCGCUUUGAAUUCUAUAAAGUAUUAUCCGCCCCACCUUUUCCCAGCAUUCCACCCUCCUGUUCCAAUUGACGCAAGACACCAUGAAGGGCGUUAUCAUUACGAACCAUCUCCCAUUCCUCCGCUACAUGUGCCUUCUGCUCUAUCCGGUAGCCCAACAUAUUCAGAAUUGCCGUUCAUCAGAAUAUCCCCCCACAGGAACCCUGCUUCAGCAUCAGAAUCUCCCUUUAGCCCCCCUCAUCCCUACAUUAACCCUUACAUGGACUAUAUCCGAUCACUGCACAGCAGCCCUUCUCUGUCUAUGAUCUCAGCGGCUCGGGGCCUCAGCCCCACAGAUGCUCCGCAUGCUGGAGUUAGUCCCGCUGAAUAUUACCAUCAGAUGGCUCUCCUGGCAGGGCAGCGCAGCCCAUAUGCCGACAUCCUCCCAUCAGCUGCCACGGCAGGAGCCAGCGCUCUUCAUAUGGAAUAUCUCCAUGCUAUGGAUAGCGCCAGGUUUCCAAGUCCCAGGCUGCCAUCUAGACCAAGCCGAAAGCGAACACUGUCCCUAUCGCCUCUGUCUGAUCAUAGCUUUGACCUUCAGACCAUGAUCCGGACAUCUCCAAACUCCUUGGUCACAAUUCUCAACAAUUCCCGUAGCAGUUCUUCAGCAAGUGGUUCCUACGGCCAUUUAUCUGCAAGUGCAAUAAGCCCUGCUCUGAGUUUCGCAUACCCUCCCACCCCAGUAUCCCUUCAACAGAUGCAUCAACAAAUCCUCAGUCGUCAGCAGAGCCUGGGCUCAGCCUUCGGACACAGUCCUCCACUUAUCCAUCCUGCGCCAACCUUUCCUACGCAGAGGCCUAUUCCUGGCAUUCCUAGCGUCUUGAAUCCUGUCCAGAUCAGUUCAGGUCCAUCGGAAUCCACACAGGGACGUGAAUAUGUACAGCAGAGCAAACCCACGAGCGAGUCUGCAGUGAGCAGCACAGGUGACCCGAUGCAUAACAAGCGUUCAAAGAUAAAACCAGAUGACGACCUCCCCAGCCCAGGUGCAGGAAGCAUGCAGGAGCCACCUGAAGGCAUGACGCUAGUUAAAGAAGAAGGGGACAAAGAUGAAAGCAAGCAGGAGCCUGAAGUGGUCUACGAGACAAACUGCCACUGGGAAGGCUGUUCGCGAGAGUUUGACACUCAGGAGCAGCUAGUGCAUCAUAUCAACAACGAUCACAUACACGGGGAGAAGAAGGAGUUUGUAUGUCGGUGGCUGGAUUGUUCUCGAGAGCAGAAGCCAUUCAAGGCUCAGUACAUGCUGGUGGUACACAUGAGGAGGCACACGGGAGAAAAGCCACACAAAUGCACUUUUGAAGGUUGUACAAAGGCCUACUCCAGGCUAGAAAACUUGAAAACUCACUUGAGAUCUCACACUGGAGAGAAACCAUAUGUCUGUGAGCAUGAGGGCUGCAACAAAGCAUUCUCAAAUGCGUCUGAUCGUGCCAAGCACCAAAACAGAACUCAUUCCAAUGAGAAACCCUAUGUCUGCAAGAUACCAGGGUGCACAAAGCGCUACACAGACCCCAGUUCUCUCCGGAAGCAUGUGAAAACGGUGCAUGGUCCUGAAGCGCAUGUCACCAAGAAGCAGCGUGGAGACAUCCAUCCCAGGCACCCACCCCCGAGAGACCAAGGCAGCCAUUCUCAGACAAGAUCCCCAGGCCACCAGACUCAGGGCGCGAUUGGUGAGCAAAAAGACCUCAGCAACACUACCUCAAAGCGUGAAGAAUGCCUCCAAGUGAAAGCGGUCAAGUCCGAGAAGCCCAUGACAUCUCAGCCAAGCCCUGGUGGUCAGUCUACAUGCAGCAGCGAGCAGUCCCCCAUCAGCACCUAUUCCAACAAUGGGACCGAGCUUAAUCUGACCAGUCGAGGUAGUGUAGGAGACCUCAGUGUCAUAGAUGAAACCCCUAUCAUGGACUCUACCAUUUCCACAGCAACCACAGCACUUGGCUUGCAGACCAGGAGGAAUAUGUCAGAGACCAAAUGGAUGGAGCAAGUUAAGCUGGAAAGGUUGAAACAAAUCAGUGGAGUGCUUCCAAGACUGAACCCCAUUCCACAUUCCAAAGCCCCAACUUUGCCGCCUCUCAUAGGAAAUGGUACUUAUUCAAGCAGCAGCUGCAGCAUUGGGGGAAACAUGACUAUUCUAGCCAAUAAAAAUGAACUCACAAACAUGGACAUUACUGUGCUCAACAUGCUGAACAGAAGGGACAGCAACACCAGCACCAUCAGCUCAGCCUACAUGAGCAGCCGCAGAUCCUCUGGGAUUUCACCUUGCUUCUCUAGUCGGAGGUCCAGUGAUGCUUCCCAAGGCGAGGGGAGGCUCCAGAACAUCAGUGUUACUGAUUCCUACGACCCCAUUUCAACCGAUGCCUCUCGGCGAUCCAGUGAAGCCAGCCAGUGUGAUGGCUUGCCAGGUCUUCUCAGCCUGACCCCUGCCCAGCAAUACCGGCUGAAAGCAAAAUAUGCAGCAGCUACUGGUGGACCCCCACCCACACCACUCCCUAAUAUGGAGAGGAUGAGCUUGAAAACAAAAAUGGCACUAUUGGGUGACUGUAGGGAGUCUGGAAUGUCACCACUGCCCCCAAUGAAUCCUCCCCGAAGAUGUAGUGAUGGUGGGACAAACAAUUACAACAGGCGACACAUACUGCCCCAUGAUGUGUUGGGGAACAGCACAAGGAGAGCCAGUGACCCUGUGAGACCAGUUUCCGAUAACCUUUCCUUUCCCAGAGUCCAGCGUUUCAACAGUCUCAAUAGCUUUAACCCUCCUGUUUUGCCUCCAUCUAUGGAAAGGCGUAACUUCAUCCUUCAGAACUACACCCGUUCUGAUGGUGGCUUGUUCCGCAACUGUUCCCCUUGUCCUCCUAGUAUCUCUGAGAAUGUGGCCAUGGAAGCUGCUACAAUGGAAGCAGAUGGCAGUCUGAAUGAUGAGGAUCUCCUACCUGACGACGUGGUCCAAUAUUUGAAUUCUCAGAAUCAGGGUGCGUACAACCACCUGCCGAAUGGUGGACUAGAUCACAACAAAGUGCAUCACAAUUCAGCAUUGGGGUACGGCAACAACUUUGACCAGUCUCCUCCACCAAACAACUCUGAGGCCAGUAAAAACGACCUGCCAAUUCAGUGGAAUGAAGUAAGCUCAGGAAGUUCUGACUUGUCUCCGUCAAAAUUAAAAUGUGGGCAACGGUCCCUGAUCCAGCACACUCAAACCUUAGGCCUCUAUAACAACAUGGUUGUCCAACAGCAGCACCAUGGGCUGGAGAGAAAUGCUGUGUCCCAGCAAAAUGGCUAUCAGCAUCUUCUAGACAACAACGGCUCCUGCAGUUUACAGCAGAAUAUGGUCAUGAACAACAGUGACACCAGUCAUUCUUGCCACCUUCAGUCAAAUAAGGCACAGCUGUAUGGUGAAAGUAUUGGCAGACAACCAGUGGGCAAUACCUAUGACAUUGUGAUUCAAGGGCAAAAGCUGGGAAAUAAUUUCAUGCCAAAUAAUGGAAACCAGCAGAAUUUUGGCUGCACUGCAGUAUCAGAGGAGCAGUCUCCCAAUGUAAUUAGCAGGAUGCAGGGCAGAAAUGUGGUUGCCCAGGAGUACCUUCAUAAUCGGCCAACCGCUGAUAUCUACUGCCAAGAAGUCAAUCAUUCCCAUAAAAUGAUGAUAGAGCACGUUUCAGCUCCCUCACAACCCACCCUUUAUCAAGGGCCACAAAGUUGUCCACUGUCUCACAAUGCUGGGAUCCAGCCAUCAGGUUUGGUGGUGGCGAAAGGGUACCAGCCCUGUGCCAACUACUGGGGUGGCAGGCGACAAAACACGUCAAGGAAUAACUUGGUGCAGCCGCAAGGACACAUGAGGGAUGCCAACCAGCCACACAGGGUCAAUGGCAUCAAAGUAGAAUCCCAAGGUCAGUCGCAGCAGUUCUGCUCUAAUAUGCAGAAUUACUCUGGUCAGUUGUAUGACCAAACCACAGGGUUUAGCCAGCAAGCUCUGAAAGCAGGUGCUUUCCCCCUUUCAGAAGCUAACUGCCUGCUUCAGGGGGCGAGUGAUGCUACUUCGUCAGAGCUUCUCUCCCCAGGAGCCAACCAGGUAACAAGUACCGUUGACAGCAUUGACACCAGCAGCCUCGAAAGCGUGCAGAUUGAUUUUGAUGCUAUCAUAGAUGAUGGUGACCAUGCCAGCUUGAUUUCAGGAGCCCUGAGUCCCAGCAUCAUUCAGAACCUCUCCCGCAACUCCUCCCGCCUCACCACUCCCCGAGCGUCUCUUACAUUCCCAGCCAUGCCCAUAAGCACAAACAACAUGGCCAUUGGGGACAUGAAUUCUUUGUUGACCUCACUUGCAGAAGAAAGCAAGUUUCUUGCUGUUAUGCAAUAGACAUACACAACUUAGGAGAUGAAAGAUUUUUUUAAAAAGUAAUUCAUUUUUUUUAGUUGCUUUAAGUACUUUAGCAGUCUCAUCUCACCUAAAUGGGAUGUGUUUCAAGUAUAUUCCUUUUAUGGAAUAAGGACUCUGAAAAACCCUAAAGUGUUCUAGGGAGAAACUGUCUUCCGUUUCAGUUCUGAAUCAGUAUUGUUACACCCACAGUCCCCCCUUUUUCCCAAUGUUUAUAUGCUUCUUUUUUAUUUUAUUGUUUGUUUAUAUAUUUUUUGUAAUUGUAAGCCAAUGUAAAUGUGUGAUGUGCAUGCUGGUUUAUCUUUGAGGAAGGUCUGAUAAAAUGGCAUUGCCUCUUCCUGUAACUCAAAAGGAAAUACAAUCCUAUAUGGUUGUUGCUGGAGUUCUUAUACAGCCAGGUUCCAACGUGUAGACACAACAUUACCAGGAGCACAUAUAUAUAUUGAAGUUUGGGGUUCCAUCCUCUUAGCACUGAUCACGCAAACCCUGUCAAGAGGAAUGGGUGAAUGGUUUAAAGCAACUAAUUUAUUCAAAAAAAAACCACGUGUAGUGGUUUGAGUUGUCAUUUCUAUUGCUCUACACCAGUGGUUUUCAAGUUUUCUGUAUUCAAGGACCUCUCCGCAUAAUGCUUUGCCUGAGGCAAAUCUUCUCAGUCAUGUUCUAGACUGCAGAGGGCCUGCUGGGUCUCAUCCUGGCCCUACUUGAGCUGAGGAACCACCCAAGACCACAUUGGCUAUAUACUGCGGUGUGUGUGUGUGUCAGUGAUAAUGAACAAGUCUGUCAUUACUGAUGUUUUCACUUAAGAACGUGUAGAAGUGCAUCUAACAAAUUUUAGGGUUCUCCAGAAUGCAGCUUGAAAACCACUGCUUUGGACUGAGGAGAGACAAAAUACCAUAUAAAUAAAUAACACUGAAGCAUAUUCCAAUAAAAAUAAGUUCGUUAAAAAAGAAAAUAAUGACAAAAUGACUGCCCAUUUUUAUGUCAAAAAUUGGCUUCAAUUUCCAAAACCCCCAUUGCAUAAUGAGUCAGCCUCACAUUUUUUGUUACAAAAUGGGGAGUAACUUGAACAUGUGCGUGUAUGAAAAUAAAUCAAUAUCUAUGCGAGUGCUAUUAUAAGUCUGCUUGUCUGAGACAUAAAUGUAAACACAAGUUGCACUUUUAAGCAAGGUUUAGUUCAGAUUGUUGGCAUUCACUUCAGUGCAAUAUGCAUAGAUCUAAGUGGUUUAAAAGCUCAAGCUAUAAUAUUCAAAAUGUUUAGUUCUUGUUUACUAUAAUUCCAUUUAACAACAACUGACUUCCAGUGGUGCUGUAAAUGUCCUCUAUCAUUGGCUUGGCGAUCCGGCCAAAGCUUCAUUCAUAGAAAGGGGCAAGAAUGCCACCAAUUCCAACCACAUAUCCCAAGCAAGAGCCGCCCCCUAUCAGCCUUCCACUGCCUCACCACCCUAAGCCAUGGGGCCGGAAACUUCAAGCACAAAUGAGCCAUACCAGUAGGUAGGUGUGAUACAGAGGAAGGCAAGAACAAAGCAAAACGACAGAACAAAAUGAGAGGCGCUAGUCCUUGAUAAGAAGGUUCAAUCCACAGACAGAACAUACAGAACAUCACAUCAUUUUGUGCAUAAUGUGCAUAACCCCCCCCCCCCCCGGAAAAAUAAGGAUUCCCUUUGGGAUAGGGACUCUGUCAAUAAGUUCAGUACAAGAACAUUUCACUCAGUAACAGCUAUUCUGAAAGCUCUUCCACCAAUAUCCAUCAGUGGUGGUCUAUCCCAAAUGUAGAAGUUGCCAUUCACACACACUACAUUAUUUUUUAAAUAAUGUUUAUAAAAUCUUCAUAUCGUUCUUAUGCUGUUUGUGGAAAUUGAGUUGGCCUACCAUCUUAGAGUUCAAUUUACAUAUCCCUGACCUGUUCAUUUUUCACUGCCAAGAUGGUUACUUUUCUAGUCUUGUUGCACAAUGCAACACAACAGCAAGCACAAAUGCAUCCAUACUUUUAAAUGAGCUCAAGUUAGCUCUGUUGGAUUGUGGCUCUUAUGUUUGUAUUCUGUGUAGUAGCCCACUCUGUUUCUUAAUGGUCCAUUGUAUGAGUGAAGCAGAAGUUACUCUAGAGAUUUCUUUGCACCUCUCAGUUUUAUCAGGACUUUAUUUUUCCUGUUGCUCCAACUCUAGGGUGGUGGAAUUCCAAAAGGCACAUUUUCCUGGAACUAAACAGCUGCACUACUUCUUCAACCCUUAAUCAUGUCAAAAUUACAAUGUGCUGUUAUUACUGCACCAGAUUUCUUAUGUUUUGGGCUCAGGCAAUAUUAUAGUACCAUGAUUUGAACCCACCUGGUUGUUUCUUUACCAAUAGAGCCUGAACCACUGUGUUUUUAAUUAAACCAGGCCAAUUGUAUACACACUGAGGCCACCAACCAACACUGGUACAUGAUGACCCUCCACAUGUUGUCUGUAACAUUGCAAAACAACUUAACAUUGUGUGGAGAAUCUCAUCUUCAGUAUCACACAUUCCUGAAAGUUGCUGAUGUAGAGGUUCUCCAUAGAAUUGGGAGUACUGAAGUUAAUUUGUCAUCUAUUCAUUAUCAUGUUUCUGAGCUUAGAAGAACAAUCAACACAAACAUCCUAUAAAACAAUUGAAACCAAAAUUAUUGUAAUGUUUUUGACCAUUGAAGUCCUGUUUGGAGGAAUGUUUCCUUAUAGAAUGUACUUGUGUGUGAAGUUAAGUUCUAGCAGUGGAUCACUUGGAGAGGCUAAUCUUUUCUACUCUUCCAAGGUUGCCUUCAGGGUAACCAAGGCUACUGCAAUGUGUGUCCCUCCUGAACCACUAUGGUAAUAGUGGAACAUUUAGGACUUGUGCAAGGAGACUGCAACCCAGCCCUCUCAUUACCAGCAUUGCCCAUGUAUUUCCCAAAUUUACUGGUGCAGUGUCAAAGGAGCACAUACCUUACAUCAAGUCAUACUAUUCCUCUGUCUGGCCCACUAUGAUCUAAGCACUCCAGGGUAAGGCUGGGGGGAGGGGUAUGGUUCUGUUUUUGUUUACAGGAAAACUUAGCCUUACUUGCACUUUCCAAAACAAGUCAAAGCCAUCCUUCAAAAUUCACACUUCUCAAAAUGUUCACACUUCUCAAAAUGUCCAGCCAAGUAAUGUAUACAAAAACUGCAUUUACUUGGAUAAAGAGUGCAUAGAAAUGCACAUAUUAGUGCAAAUAAGACCCCAAAGUGUUUGUAAAAGUGUCUACAUUAGGCAAAACUGUGUGGGAAAAUGUGCAUAUCAGCAGACUCCCAUACUAAAAAUGCUGGUGAAUAUUCAUGAGGAAUGUAAAUCACAACUAACAUGGAAAUGUAGAGAACUGAACUUAAAAUUGGAGAAAGUGGGAGAAACCAAAAUGGACAGAUCUUCCCACUGCCAUGUCUAGAGUCUCAGCAGGGACCUUUUAUCAGGAGAUGCAUGGAUUGAGCCUAGAAAUCUCCACAUGCAAACAUGCUCCUGUAACUAAGCAGUGUAGCCUUUCCUGCUCACAGUAGCAGUUCCCACCCUGGAAGUAUUGUCAGAUAGAGACCCAAGCUGGAGUUUAGAUGUUCAUACUCUUUGCUUAUGCUGGGUCUGACUGCAAUAACAUCAUUCCUAAGUAGUUUGUAAGAUGGACUGGAGUAAGCAGCAGCCUAAGGCUUUAGGCGUGAAGAUAGGUGCCCAUUCCAUCAGCAGAGCCUUCUGAAAGUCCGUAAUAAUUACGACCCUUAUCAUUACUGCCACCUCCCCUCAAAAAAUACUACAGGACUUAGAAAGCAAAAGCUGACAGGGUGAAUUUCUGGAUCAUUGUCUGCCCCAACCGUAUCUUACACAACCCAUCACCAAGUCACAAAAUGGCCCCUGUGCACAAAGACUGGAAGCAAGAGAUAACAUGAUACGCUGCUUGGCUCAUGUUGGAUUGUUUGGUUUUUAACUGCAAUUUCUUGCACUCCUGUCAAAGGCCACUUCCUAAAUUUAGCUUCAGCUAUAUUGUGGGGAGGGACACUUCAAAACUGUGUAUAUGGGGAUUUUUGAAACUCCCCUCUUUAUCCCAGUCAAAGUCAAGACAAUUAAGUCAUCUCAACAGUCCCAGAGUUAUGGGAACUUCCUCCUCCUUGUUAUGCAUUAAAUUUGAGAAUCUUUCAGAAGCACAGUAAGAGGCUUCUUGCGUGCCAGUUAUCCUACUUAAUAAUGUAAAUGCCACACUUUAUAUUUGUUCUAGAGGCUAUUCUACCUGCCACAGUCUUUCAGGAUCACUUCGGCCACAGUUCAUAGGGAAAAAUCAUUUUUCAGACUUCAUCCCCAAAUAAUUCAGACUUGCGCUGAAUUUAGCAUGUCUAAAUGGCAUAUGUCUUCUGUAACUUCAGACAGCUUGGUGCCCCUGAGAUGAAGUGGGAAACCCACUUGCCUGAAUUCACUCCUAAGUUCUGAACAGCAGCAACCUUAACUAGGGAAGGUAAGCACUGCUAAAAAUCCUUGCUUUCUACCACAGAAGUCUAAUCUAUUUCAACGCAAAGAACAGUAAUGACCAGAGUUUAUUCUUAAAGGCAUUCUGUUGACCGUAACAAGAAACAUACAUAUACCCAUCAGUUUAACUUUUCUUCCAUGGACCUUUCUCUCCCCAUCUGUGUUAUCCUUUUGUAUUGUCAAUUACAAGCAGGUACAAAUGAACAAACAAAGGAACUUUACUUCUGAGUAAAUACGGCUAGGAUUGUGCUGUAAGGAACAUUAUAGAAUGGGUUGGAACCCAACUCUAUGGACUUCUACAUCAGAGCUGCAGUUUAGAUUUCUCUCUCUGCUGAAGAAAGGUCUUGAUAUGGUACUAUGUAAUAAAGGUUAGUUUCUGAGCUUUUGUUAUUUCUGUCUUAAAUGUGAUUUCCUUUUCCAGUAAUUCUAAGAUGAUGUUGGAUAAGUCAUGGGUUAGGCCUCCUUCAAUUGACACUUUGACCUUUUCCAUGAAAAAACUGUGUUUCUAUUCCUGCAAUGGAUGUGCCUUAUUUUGAGUUGUUUUGGUUAAAAGCAGCGGGGGGAAUAGUGCCAAAUUUAGCUAUAAGGCUGCUCUUACAAUAACAGCACAUACCACUGUUGAUAAAACUGCCUGAACAUUGUCUUGUGAAUCUUAGGCAUUCAUGUGUUAGUGUCCAAUAGGAAUCGAAUGCCGUCUUUGAGAAAGUUCGCUUUUGUCAGCCUGCAUAUUUGUAAGAUUUUUUAAAAAAACCUCAUGUUCAUUUUUUCACCUCAACUUUUUUUUUUACUUUUAUAAAAAGUGUAAUCUCUUUUUUUAAAGAAAAAUGUGUAAAUACAUUUACAUACAAUAGGAAUAGUGUUCAGAUGUAACAGAUCUUAGUGGUCUUCAUUUGAUAAAUCUGCAUUUAUGAUCUGAUGUUCUCCAAGCCUUAGAUCAGCUUGAAGGAACUUAGCACUGUGUACAUAUCAACUGUACUUAGGCUUUCAGAACCACUUAGCCCUUUUGUACUGAGGAAUAAAAUGUUUCUUACAAUGUCAAUAAAAACUUCAUUUGUAUUUAA
This is a messenger RNA of Podarcis muralis (Common wall lizard), 10801 nucleotides long. Lineage: Eukaryota; Metazoa; Chordata; Lepidosauria; Squamata; Lacertidae. The record is from RefSeq and is a predicted model, not a curated record.